Molecule: messenger RNA, 2403 nt
Organism: Nothobranchius furzeri (turquoise killifish)
Lineage: Eukaryota; Metazoa; Chordata; Actinopteri; Cyprinodontiformes; Nothobranchiidae
Source: RefSeq, a predicted model, not a curated record
AACAGACAUCAAGUGUUUCUUCUGUUCUUGUUUCACAACUACCAGAUGUUGCAAAACAAGACAUAAAACAAAAAACUGACUCAAACAUCAUUUAUGCAACAUCAGGGAUGUCCAUUGAUGGCACCUUGUACGAAGUUGGGAUGUUUGUUUCAGUAGGUCAGGAAGGAGGACUCCCUCUGUUUAGCAAAGUUGAAAACAUCCUCAUUGUUAACAACAAUGUAACUUUUCUUUGCAAUGAUUACAAAUCUUUUUACUUGGAACAUUUGAGAUCAUUUGAAUUGUUACCGGGAAAUAUUGCUGUUCAUAGCAUUUUGGAGCUUAAUGAUAACUUGCCACUCUGUGCUUACAAUGUCAGUGGCAAACUGCUGUUAUCACCGAAACGCUUUGUACUUCCUGUUAGAAAGUGAUGUUACUGUGAAUUAUUAGUAAGGUCAUGUAACCCUUUUGUUUCUUUUUAUUCUAUUAUUCAGACAUGGCAGCUCCCACAAAGUUCAUGCUUAGAGUUUUUAUUGCUCCAGAGGUAGCUGUGAAGUUGACCCUAACUGAGCGCCCCAAUUCAGUAGAGGAUCUAAUCCAAACACUGCAAGAAAAAUGCAGGCCAAGGCUUGACUAUGAGUUCACUCUACACUAUGAAGAUCCAGAUUUCGAUGGUCAGCUCUGUUGUCUGGUUGACAUUGAAGAUUUACCUGAAAAGGGGACACUCCAGGUGGUCAGAUCUGAAGUUGACAAUGUCUCAUUACAAAGCUCCGACACUGAAAUCCUUCCUCAUGCACCCAUUAGCAACCGACUGAAAACCUGGCCAGACAACUUCAGUGUCCCCACCUUUUCCUAUGAAGUGGAGCAUCUUCUUCAAGAAGCCAAUGCUGCUUAUGAACAGUCAGGGAAAACAAUCACUUUGACAAGAUCCCAAAAAAGCAGCAUCCUGGAAAGCAUGGCCACAGCAGUCAUGCAUUUUAAGCCUUAUCCAACUGAAAAAAACAUAGCCAUGGCAGCAGAAGCUCUUGUGACGGCUCAUCCGUGUCUCAAAGAGAAGAGUAGUGAAAGUGGAUGGUAUGGAUGGAAGUGGAGCUUGCAGUACAAAAUGGGGAAUUUCUGUAGUAAGCUAGCCAAAGCCGGAUGCCUGGAAGUUGCUGUAAAUUCAGGCAGAAGAAGCCUCAACAAUCCUGACAAAGAGCACCCACACCAGAAUGUAAAAAAAGCCAAGCGUGCCGAGGUGAACUACCUGCCAAAUUUCCCUAAAGGUCAAGAUGCUACCAGCCUUGAAAAUGUUAGGCUCCAAAUCAUGCAAGAAGUCGAGAGAAGUGAAAAAAACCUUGUGAUGAUUGACAAGCUCAUGCAGAUGACCUUUGCACUUCGUCGACUUGAGAUUGUCAAGGGAGACCUAAUGAUCGGCGAGUUCCUACAGAAAUGGCCUGCUCUUCGCAUUGAUUCACAGAUUUGUGCAGAGUUUCAUCGCAUCACAAAUGUCAACUUGCGAAACCAGUUUUAUUCUGAACUGGACAACCUGACACCACGACUGCUGAUCUUGUUGAGACAGAAAGCGGCACGAACUGGCAAGACUUCAGAGGCUCUGAGCGGCAUGCUGAAGCUGUAUGAUAAGCAGCAAGAACAGGAUGCUGAUAUCAGACGUACUCUUGUCCUGCACGGACUUCCAAUAUACCUACGAGAGGAGGAGCCACAAUUCUUCAAAGUUUGGAAUAUUGAAGAAUCUCCCGAGCCAGACAUCAGCAACACCAUUGUUGGUAUUCUGACCAUUGUAAACGAGAACAGUACAACCCCAAUGCACUUCAGUCCGGUCAGUGCAGCAGUUGUAGUGGAGGACGAGCUUGUGGUAGGCGACAUUGCCAAGUGGGCUGAUGCAUUUGUGUUGUUGUUUGGAUUGUUUUAUGUCUUGCAUCUAGACUAUCCAAAAAACCUUGUUCACACAUUUACAUUCGUCCAGAAACUACUGAUGGGCCUUGAGGACGGAAAACAGUUGAAACCAUGUCUUCUUCGCCUCAAACAUGAUCAGUUACUGCCAGAGUAACUUGUGUAGAUGCUGGCACUACACAUAGACAUGUUAAUGUUGAUAAAUGUGAAACUGUUCUAAGGUUGUUGAUACCUUGCAUUAGAAGUUUUACUAAACUUUAGUAAAGUUUCAUACAAAAUUCUGUAAGUUUAUGGAGAUCUGCUGCUAUCUGUUCCCGACAGCCUUACAUUUGUGGAGACCUUCACAAAUAUGCCCCUAGAUAUGCCCCUGUUUAAUAUUCUAUUUAACUUUGUCCUGUAACGAAAAUAUGUAAGAAAAUGCUCUAUCAUUAUUUUUUGUUGUUUUAAAUGUUCCCUAAAUUCUAUUUGUCAAUAUUUCAAAAGGGAACAAUUGGUAAAAACUAAAGUAAAAAGUUUUCUGUUAUACGAAUACUA